CGCGGCAGCCAUGUUGGUCGUGGCCAGCACAGGGGCCGGCACCAGGGGGUUAUUGAAGCAGCUGUCAUGAUGCUGGGGUUCCUGGUGUUGAGGAGAACGGCGCCGGCGCCGCAGCUCCUCCUCCGGCUGCUCAGGUCCGCAACGCUUCAGAGCCACGGAGGUGUCUCCGGCCGGAGCGUAACCACCAGGAGACGCGGGGAGCCGCAGUGGCUGAGAGCGGCCGCCGGGGGGCGCCCCGGAACAUCUUCGGCAUUACCACUUGGUCGAGGGGCAGCCACCUGGGGGCGCCGGGGAGGAUGCACCGAGAACCAGCUCCUGUCUGCUGCCCCCUGUGGACGCCUACCUAUCCCCGAAGAAACCCUCCCGGGACAGGACAGCUGGAAGGGUGUCUCUAACAGGCCCGGGCUGGGCAUGUGGGCCCUCGCCACAGCACUGGUGGUUCACUGCUACAGCAAGAGUUCGUCCAACAAAGAUGCAGCCCUGAUGGAAGCUGCCCGUGCCAACAAUGUUCAGGAGGUCAGCAGGCUAUUAGCAGAAGGUGCAGAUGUCAACACGAGGCACAAACUUGGCUGGACAGCACUCAUGGUGGCAGCCAUCAACCGAAAUGACAGUGUGGUGCAGGUCCUGCUUGCUGCUGGGGCUGACCCAAAUCUUGGAGAUGAUUUCAGCAGUGUUUACAAGACUGCCAAGGACCAAGGAAUCCAUUCUUUGGAAGUUCUGGUCACACGAGAAGAUGACUUCAACAACCGGCUGAACAACCGUGCCAGCUUCAAGGGCUGCACAGCCCUGCACUACGCUGUCCUUGCUGAUGACUACCGCACUGUCAAGGAACUGCUUGAUGGAGGAGCCAACCCCCUACAGAGGAAUGAAAUGGGACACACACCCUUGGAUUAUGCUCGAGAAGGGGAGGUGAUGAAACUUCUGAGGACUUCUGAAACCAAGUACCAGGAAAAGCAGCGGAAGCGUGAAGCUGAGGAGCGGCGCCGCUUCCCCUUGGAACAGCGUCUGAAGGAGCACAUCAUUGGCCAGGAGAGUGCCAUUGCCACUGUGGGUGCUGCGAUCCGGAGGAAGGAGAAUGGCUGGUACGAUGAAGAACACCCUCUGGUCUUCCUCUUCUUGGGAUCAUCUGGAAUAGGAAAAACAGAGCUAGCCAAGCAGACAGCCAAAUAUAUGCACAAAGAUGCCAAAAAGGGCUUCAUCAGGUUGGACAUGUCUGAGUUCCAGGAGCGACAUGAGGUGGCCAAGUUUAUUGGGUCCCCACCAGGUUAUAUUGGCCAUGAGGAGGGCGGCCAGUUGACCAAGAAGUUAAAGCAGUGCCCCAAUGCUGUGGUGCUCUUUGAUGAGGUGGACAAGGCCCAUCCAGAUGUGCUCACCAUCAUGCUGCAGCUGUUUGAUGAGGGCCGACUGACAGAUGGGAAGGGGAAGACCAUUGACUGCAAGGAUGCCAUCUUCAUCAUGACCUCCAAUGUGGCCAGUGACGAGAUCGCACAGCACGCAUUGCAGCUGAGGCAGGAAGCUUUGGAGAUGAGCCGGAACCGCAUCGCUGAAAACCUUGGAGACGUCCAGAUGAGUGACAAGAUCACCAUCUCAAAGAACUUUAAGGAGAAUGUGAUUCGCCCCAUCCUGAAAGCUCACUUCCGGAGAGAUGAGUUUCUUGGACGGAUCAAUGAGAUCGUGUACUUCCUUCCCUUCUGCCACUCAGAGCUUAUCCAGCUAGUCAACAAGGAACUGAACUUCUGGGCCAAGAGAGCCAAACAAAGGCACAACAUCACACUGCUGUGGGACCGUGAGGUGGCAGACGUGUUGGUUGAUGGCUACAACGUGCACUAUGGUGCCCGCUCCAUCAAACAUGAGGUAGAGCGCCGUGUGGUGAACCAGCUGGCGGCAGCCUAUGAGCAGGACCUGCUGCCCGGGGGCUGUACUCUGCGCAUCACUGUGGAGGACUCAGACAAGCAGCUCCUCAAGAGUCCUGAUCUGCCCUCACCCCAGACAGAGAAGCGUCCACCCAAGCUGCGACUGGAGAUCAUCGAUAAGGACAGCAAGACCCACAAACUGGACAUCCGGGCACCACUCCACCCUGAGAAGGUGUGCUAUACAAUCUAGCAUCCACCUGUACGUGCCCUGAACAUCCAAUAAAGACCCCUUGCUGUGGCAUGGCAACUGA
This is a messenger RNA of Marmota monax (woodchuck), 2164 nucleotides long. It is a transcript of the gene Clpb, whose product is annotated as ClpB family mitochondrial disaggregase. Gene Ontology annotation, molecular function: ATP hydrolysis activity; ATP binding; protein binding. Lineage: Eukaryota; Metazoa; Chordata; Mammalia; Rodentia; Sciuridae. Gene Ontology annotation, cellular component: mitochondrion; cytoplasm. The record is from RefSeq and is a predicted model, not a curated record. Bases 67 to 2103 code for a protein of 678 amino acids. Gene Ontology annotation, biological process: cellular response to heat. The transcript is spliced from 16 exons.